AUGUCGCUAUCAGCAGCUGCAAAUAAAAUUUCAGACAACGAUUUUCAGAAUAUAGGACCUGCUCCGCGACCACCAGGUUCAGGAGGUGGUGGAUUCAACCAAACAAAACCUAUUACCAAGUUUUUAAACCAGUUAGACUUGAAUCGUGACGGUAGCAAUAACAAAUCGAUUUCUCAAACUACGAUGAAUUUCAAAAAGAGAACAGGCUGGAUAUCAUAUAAGGAUGAUGGGUUAUUGUCGUUCUUAUGGCAGAAGAGAUUUUUAGUUUUGAAUGAUUCAUAUUUGGCACUUUACAAAAAUGAUAAAGUUAAUGAAGAUCCAGUUCUUCAAAUACCAUUGACAGGUAUUGUUAGCGUGUCACGUACCCUUUUGAAACAAAACUGUUUUGAGAUAGUUCGUUCUACCGAUAGAAUGUCUUCCAAUUCUAUUUCAUCCGCUGGUUCUGGAGGAUCAGGAGGUGGACUGGAUCCAGGCUCCAAAAAAUCAAUAUAUAUCGCUACAAAGACUGAGCAAGAACUUCACAGUUGGUUAGAUGCAAUCUUUGCCAAAUGCCCCCUAUUGAGUGGUGUUUCCUCACCUACAAACUUUACGCAUAAAGUUCACGUUGGUUUUGAUCCAGAAACUGGUAGUUUUGUAGGAAUGCCUUCCAAUUGGGAAAAACUGUUAAAACAUUCCAGAAUUACAGGUGAAGACUGGAAUAAUGAUUCGGCAGCGGUGAUCCAAGUUCUACAAUUUUACCAGGAGUAUAAUGGAAUCUCAGAUAAAAAUGAGAGUAGUACAAAUCUGGCAUCUCAUCAGAAUGCCUCUCAAACUUCUUUGAACACCAACAACAGUAUUAAUAGUAAUAGCAAUAAUAAUAAGAAUAAUAAGAAUAAUAAGAUACCCAGUGGCCCCUCGAGCAAUAGUUCUCAUAGUCCUGGUAGUAGUGGUAGUUCAGACUCAUUGAAAUCAAACAGUAUUAAUGGGAAACAUCAACAAUUACAACAGCAGGCACAUCAAUCUUCUAGUUCGACUGGCCUCAUACCUCAGCGACAGCCUCCUACUCCUCCUAAUAGUAAAGGAGCUAAUGUGACUAUGGGGCCCGGUAAUCAAUCUAUAAAACCUAAUGUCACUCCCGUUAAAGUUACUCCAAUACAAACUAUGAAUCAUCCACAGCACCAAAUGAAGAUGCAACCAAUGAGGCCCAUGCCUUCACCCACAAACGGAGGUUUCCCUCGUGGUAUGCCAAGAAAUCUACCACCACCACCACCACCACCACCACAACAGCAGUUUUACCCUAAACAUCAAUUUAUCCCUCAUCAACAGCAUGCUUCUCCACCUGAAAUGAAUGGCUAUAGACCACAUCAUAAUAUGAUGAAUCCAUAUGCCAAACAAAUGAACGGUGGUGGAUCCACGGUUAAUGGCCAACCCAAUUUACCUAGAGCUUCACCCCAAGGUGGCCAUGUUGACAAAAACGUUAACAUGCCGCCAAGGCUACGUCCACAGCGUGCUGCUCCCCGUCCACCUGUAGCUGCCGCAGCAGCAGCUGCUGCCACCGCUACCAACAAUCAUUCUGCACCUCAGGUAAAUGUCAAGGUUAAUACCAAUGACCCGGUCGCUCAGCAAUCAUCGGGCCCUAUGGGUGCCAAACCUUCACCAGGUAAACAACAGCAGCAGCAGCAACCACUUCCGAAUGUUCCUCAACCUCAAAGACAAGCUCCAAAGAAACCUCAGGUUGAUGCUACAAAUAAGGAUGUUGGUGUUACGAAACCUAGAAAACAGAAUAAGCCUACCAUGUCCAAUGCUGAAAUAAUGUCGAAAUUGAGGAGUGUUACCCUUGAUACCGAUCCUUCUUCAUUUUUCGAUAUGGUAGAAAAGGCAGGUCAAGGUGCAAGUGGAUCCGUAUACUUGGCUAAACGUGCACAAUUAUUACCUCAUCCUCCUGAAGAUGUUACCAAUUUAGAUCCUCCUCAAAUAGGUGACAAAGUGGCUAUUAAGCAGAUGAUUCUUUCCAAACAACCUCGUAAAGAAUUGAUUGUUAAUGAAAUUAUAGUCAUGAAGGACUCCCGCCAUAAGAAUAUUGUGAACUUUUUGGAAGCUUAUUUAAAGACUGACGAUGAUUUGUGGGUCAUUAUGGAAUAUAUGGAAGGUGGAUCUCUAACGGAUAUUAUUGAAAACAGCGCUGCCAUGGAAUCCAACCAUUCGCCUUUGACGGAACCUCAGAUCGCUUAUAUCGUCAGAGAGACUUGUCAAGGUUUGAAAUUUUUGCACGAUAGAAAUAUCAUUCACAGAGACAUUAAGUCAGAUAACGUUCUAUUGGAUACAAGAGCGCGUGUAAAGAUCACUGAUUUUGGUUUCUGUGCUAAAUUAACGGAUAAAAAGAGUAAAAGAGCUACUAUGGUAGGAACACCUUAUUGGAUGGCACCUGAAGUCGUCAAGCAGAGGGAAUACGAUGAAAAAGUCGAUGUCUGGUCUAUGGGUAUCAUGACAAUCGAAAUGUUAGAAGGCGAACCACCAUAUUUAAACGAAGAUCCAUUGAAAGCUCUCUAUUUGAUCGCUACCAAUGGUACGCCAAAAUUAAGAUCUCCUGAAAGACUAUCCCUAGAGAUCAAAAGAUUUUUAAGUGUUUGUCUUUGUGUUGAUGUCAAAUAUAGGGCGUCCACAGAAGAGCUUUUGCAUCAUUCAUUCUUUAGCAUGGCUUGCACACCUGAGGAUUUGGUUAAAUUGCUGGCAUGGAAGAGGUAG
Zygosaccharomyces rouxii is the source of this 2724-nucleotide messenger RNA. It is a transcript of the gene CLA4, whose product is annotated as serine/threonine protein kinase CLA4. NCBI's taxonomy places the organism in Eukaryota, Fungi, Ascomycota, Saccharomycetes, Saccharomycetales, Saccharomycetaceae. The transcript has a single exon. The coding region runs from base 1 to 2724 and encodes 907 amino acids. The record is from RefSeq and is a predicted model, not a curated record. Gene Ontology annotation, biological process: intracellular signal transduction; regulation of MAPK cascade; protein phosphorylation. Gene Ontology annotation, cellular component: cytoplasm. Gene Ontology annotation, molecular function: ATP binding; protein serine/threonine kinase activity.